Molecule: messenger RNA, 9563 nt
Organism: Marmota monax (woodchuck)
Lineage: Eukaryota; Metazoa; Chordata; Mammalia; Rodentia; Sciuridae
Gene: Eml5
Product: EMAP like 5
Exons: 42
Coding region: 51-5960 (1969 amino acids)
Molecular function (GO): microtubule binding
Source: RefSeq, a predicted model, not a curated record
CCCGCGGCCGCCGCGGGCCCGAACCGGAGCGGCGGGGUGGGCGCCGCGACAUGGCGGCCCGGAGCGCCCCGAGUUGCCACCUGCGGCUCGAGUGGGUGUACGGCUACCGGGGCCACCAGUGCCGCAACAACCUCUACUACACGGCGGCCAAGGAGAUCGUGUACUUCGUGGCGGGGGUCGGCGUGGUGUACAGCCCGCGGGAGCACCGGCAGAAGUUCUACCGGGGCCACAGCGACGACAUCAUCAGUCUUGCAUUGCAUCCUGAACGAGUAUUGGUAGCAACAGGACAAGUUGGGAAAGAGCCUUAUAUCUGUGUUUGGGAUUCAUACACUGUGCAGACCAUAUCAGUUCUAAAGGAUGUUCAUACACAUGGUAUAGCUUGCUUAGCAUUUGACUUAGAUGGACAGCGCCUGGUUUCAGUUGGACUGGAUUCAAAGAAUGCAGUUUGUGUUUGGGACUGGAAAAGGGGAAAAAUGUUGUCUAUGGCUCCUGGUCACACAGAUAGAAUAUUUGAUAUUUCUUGGGAUUUGUACCAGCCAAAUAAACUUGUCAGCUGUGGUGUAAAACAUAUCAAGUUCUGGAGUUUAUGUGGAAAUGCUCUGACCCCAAAACGAGGUGUGUUUGGUAAAACGGGUGACCUUCAGACAAUAUUGUGCCUAGCCUGUGCUCCGGAUGAAUUAACAUAUUCUGGUGCACUCAAUGGGGAUAUAUAUGUGUGGAAAGGAAUCAAUCUUAUACGAACAAUACAAGGAGCCCAUACUGCAGGAAUUUUUAGCAUGAAUGCUUGUGAAGAAGGGUUUGCUACUGGUGGUAGAGAUGGCUGUAUUCGUCUUUGGGAUUUAACUUUUAAACCAAUUACUGUGAUUGAUCUCAGGGAAACAGACCAGGGAUACAAAGGUUUGUCUGUGAGGAGUGUUUGUUGGCGAGGUGACCACAUUUUAGUUGGAACACAAGACAGUGAAAUUUUUGAAAUUGUGGUGCAUGAAAGAAACAAACCUUUCCUAAUUAUGCAAGGGCAUUGUGAAGGUGAACUUUGGGCACUUGCUGUUCAUCCUACUAAACCUUUGGCUGUGACUGGAAGUGAUGAUCGUUCAGUCAGGAUUUGGAGCCUAGUAGAUCAUGCAUUAAUAGCAAGAUGUAAUAUGGAGGAACCAAUUCGUUGUGCAGCUGUAAACGUAGAUGGAAUCCAUCUUGCCCUUGGAAUGAAGGAUGGUUCAUUUACUGUUCUUAGAGUAAGAGAUAUGACGGAAGUUGUACAUAUUAAAGAUAGGAAGGAAGCAAUUCAUGAGUUAAAAUAUUCACCAGAUGGAACUUACCUUGCUGUUGGCUGCAAUGACAGCUCAGUUGAUAUUUAUGGAGUUGCUCAGCGUUAUAAAAAAGUUGGUGAAUGUGUUGGAUCACUUAGUUUCAUCACUCAUCUGGACUGGUCCUCAGAUAGUAGAUAUUUACAGACAAAUGAUGGAAAUGGGAAAAGACUUUUUUAUAGGAUGCCAGGGGGAAAAGAAGUGACAAGUAAAGAAGAACUCAAAGGUGUUCAUUGGGCUUCAUGGACAUGUGUUUCAGGCCUUGAAGUAAAUGGAAUUUGGCCCAAAUAUUCAGAUAUCAAUGAUAUAAAUUCAGUAGAUGGAAAUUAUAUUGGCCAAGUUUUAGUUACAGCUGAUGACUAUGGAAUUAUAAAAUUAUUCCGAUAUCCAUGUUUAAGAAAAGGGGCCAAGUUUAAAAAAUACAUUGGCCAUUCAGCUCAUGUAACUAAUGUCAGAUGGUCACAUGAUUAUCAGUGGGUUAUUUCUAUUGGUGGAGCAGAUCACUCUGUCUUUCAGUGGAAAUUUAUUCCUGAAAGAAAACUAAAAGAUGCUCUUCACAUAGCACCCCAAGAAAGUCUGGCUGACUCUAACAGUGAUGAAUCAGAUUCAGACCUGUCUGAUGUUCCAGAACUGGAUUCCGAAAUUGAACAAGAGACACAGCUCACCUAUCGUCGGCAGGUUUACAAAGAAGAGCUACCUCAGCUUAAAGAACAAUGCAAAGAAAAACAAAAAAGUGCUACUUCUAAAAGAAGAGAACAGGCUCCAGGAAAUAGUAUCCGAUUACACUUUGUUCAUGGUUACAGAGGUUACGACUGUCGAAGUAAUCUGUUUUAUACUCAAAUUGGUGAAAUUGUGUACCAUGUGGCAGCAGUGGGUGUCAUUUACAAUAGACAACAGAACACACAGCGUUUUUACUUGGGUCAUGAUGAUGAUAUUCUUUGUCUGGCUAUUCAUCCUUUGAAAGACUAUGUGGCUACAGGCCAGGUGGGUAGGGAUCCCUCAAUUCACAUAUGGGAUACAGAGACUAUUAAACCAUUGUCAAUAUUAAAGGGCUACCACCAAUAUGGUGUCUGUGCUGUUGAUUUCUCAGCGGAUGGGAAACGUUUGGCUUCAGUUGGAAUAGAUGAUAGCCACACCAUUGUACUGUGGGACUGGAAGAAAGGAGAGAAACUUUCAAUGGCAAGAGGAAGUAAAGAUAAGAUUUUUGUUGUUAAGAUGAACCCCUACAUGCCUGAUAAACUGAUUACAGCUGGAAUUAAACACAUGAAAUUUUGGCGUAGAGCAGGGGGAGGAUUGAUUGGAAGAAAAGGCUACAUAGGCACAUUGGGGAAAAAUGACACAAUGAUGUGUGCAGUGUAUGGAUGGACUGAAGAGAUGGCUUUUUCUGGAACAUCCACAGGAGAUGUGUGUAUCUGGAGAGAUGUCUUCCUUGUAAAAACAGUUAAAGCACAUGAUGGGCCUGUGUUCAGUAUGCAUGCACUGGAAAAAGGAUUUGUAACUGGAGGAAAAGAUGGUAUAGUAGCUCUUUGGGAUGACUCUUUUGAAAGAUGUCUCAAGACCUAUGCUAUAAAAAGAGCUGCUUUGGCCCCAGGAUCCAAAGGUCUUCUCUUGGAAGAUAACCCAUCUAUACGUGCCAUAUCAUUAGGCCAUGGUCAUAUUUUAGUUGGCACAAAGAAUGGUGAAAUAUUAGAAGUGGAUAAAAGUGGCCCAGUAACACUUCUGGUCCAGGGACACAUGGAAGGAGAGGUAUGGGGUUUGGCUACACAUCCUUAUCUGCCGAUCUGUGCUACUGUAAGUGAUGAUAAAACCUUAAGAAUAUGGGAUCUCUCUCCUAGUCAUUGUAUGUUGGCUGUCCGGAAACUGAAAAAGGGUGGAAGAUGUUGCUGUUUUUCUCCUGAUGGAAAAGCUUUAGCUGUAGGUCUCAAUGAUGGAAGUUUCUUAAUGGCAAAUGCAGAUACUCUAGAGGAUCUUGUGUCUUUUCACCACAGAAAAGAUAUUAUUUCAGAUAUUAGAUUUUCACCUGGAUCUGGGAAAUAUCUGGCUGUGGCAUCCCAUGACAGCUUUAUAGAUAUAUAUAAUGUAAUGAGUAGUAAACGAGUGGGAAUAUGCAAAGGAGCUACAAGUUGCAUAACCCAUAUUGAUUGGGAUAUUAGAGGAAAGCUUUUACAGGUCAACACUGGUGCUAAAGAACAGUUAUUCUUUGAAGCUCCCAGAGGGAAAAAACAAACCAUCCCCAAUGUGGAGGUAGAAAAAAUUAGUUGGGCAUCAUGGACAAGUGUGCUUGGUCUAUGCUGUGAGGGAAUUUGGCCAGUAAUUGGAGAAGUCACAGAUGUAACUGCCUCUUGCCUCACCAGUGACAGAAUGGUCCUAGCUACAGGCGAUGAUUUGGGAUUCGUGAAGUUAUUUAAAUAUCCUGCUAAAGGAAAAUUUGGAAAAUUUAAGAGGUAUGUGGCCCAUAGCACACAUGUCACAAAUGUUCGCUGGACUUAUGAUGACAGCAUGUUGGUGACCCUAGGAGGUGCAGAUAUGUCUUUAAUGGUAUGGACAAAUGAGAUGGAAAGUUAUCGAGAAAGAAGGCCUUGUGAUAGUGAGGAAUCUGAUGUAGAUUCCGAAGAAGGUGGAGGCUAUGAUAGUGAUGUUACAAGGGAGAAUGAAAUUACUUAUACCGUCAGAGCCUUAUCAACAAAUAUUCGCCCAAUGUUUGGAACCAAGCCUCAUUUGCAACAGAAAGAACCUUCAGCUGAUGAGAGGCCCCCAGUGAGCAGGGCCCCUCCACAGCCAGAGAAACUUCAGACAAAUAAUGUUGGCAAGAAGAAAAGACCCAUAGAGGACCUCGUGUUGGAGCUUGUAUUUGGUUAUCGAGGCAGAGACUGCAGGAAUAAUGUACAUUAUUUAAAUGAUGGUGAUGAUAUAAUUUAUCACACUGCAUCAGUUGGAAUUCUGCACAAUGUUGCUACAGGGAUUCAAAGUUUUUAUCAGGAACAUAAUGAUGAUAUUCUGUGCCUCACUGUAAAUCAGCACCCCAAAUUUAUCAACAUAGUGGCAACUGGCCAAGUAGGUGAUUCAGCAGAUAUGUCAGCCACAGCCCCUUCUAUCCACAUCUGGGAUGCAGUGAGCAAGCAGACUCUAUCUAUACUAAGAUGCUACCAUUCAAAGGGAGUGUGUUCGGUCAGCUUCAGUGCUACUGGCAAACUCUUGCUGUCUGUGGGACUAGACCCAGAACAUACUAUUACCAUUUGGAGAUGGCAGGAAGGUGCCAAGAUUGCCAGCAGAGUGGGGCACAACCAACGUAUUUUUGUAGCAGAAUUCCGACCAGAUUCAGAUACCCAGUUUGUCUCUGUGGGAGUAAAACAUGUGAAAUUCUGGACCCUGGCAGGAAGGGCUCUUCUUAGCAAAAAAGGGCUGCUGAACACACUGGAAGAUGCCCGGAUGCAGACCAUGCUCGCUGUCGCAUUUGGUGCAAAUAACUUGACGUUUACAGGUACCAUCAGUGGUGAUGUCUGUGUGUGGAAAGAUCACAUAUUGUGUAGAGUUGUGGCCAGAGCUCACAACGGGCCCGUGUUUGCCAUGUAUACCACCCUGCGAGAUGGACUUAUUGUGACUGGUGGCAAAGAAAGGCCGUCAAAAGAAGGAGGAGCAGUUAAACUGUGGGAUCAGGAACUGAGACGAUGCCGGGCCUUCAGGCUUGAGACAGGACAAGCCACAGACUGUGUUCGUUCCGUGUGCAGAGGCAAAGGCAAGAUACUAGUUGGGACAAGGAAUGCUGAAAUAAUUGAAGUUGGAGAGAAAAAUGCAGCAUGUAAUAUUUUGGUUAGCGGACAUGUGGAUGGACCGAUCUGGGGGCUAGCAACACAUCCUUCCAGGGAUUUUUUCCUUUCUGCUGCAGAGGAUGGGACAGUGAGACUCUGGGAUAUUGCUGAUAAAAAGAUGUUAAACAAAGUGAAUUUGGGACAUGCUGCUCGUACUGUGUGUUAUAGCCCUGAAGGGGACAUGGUGGCUAUUGGAAUGAAAAAUGGAGAAUUUAUUAUUUUACUUGUGAGCUCUCUAAAAAUAUGGGGAAAGAAGAGAGAUAGACGAUGUGCAAUCCAUGAUAUCAGGUUUAGUCCAGAUUCCCGAUAUCUGGCAGUUGGUUCUAGUGAGAACUCAGUGGAUUUUUAUGACCUAACAUUGGGCCCCACCCUUAACAGAAUCAGCUAUUGCAAAGACAUCCCAAGCUUUGUCAUUCAAAUGGACUUCUCUGCAGAUAGCAGAUAUCUCCAGGUCUCUAGUGGUUGCUAUAAACGGCUUGUCUAUGAAGUGCCUUCAGGAAAACAUCUUUUGGAUCAUGCUGCCAUUGACAGAAUUACUUGGGCUACAUGGACUAGUAUUCUAGGAGAUGAAGUUAUGGGAAUCUGGUCCAGGCAUGCCGAGAAAGCCGAUGUCAACUGUGCCUGUGUAUCUCAUUCAGGAAUCAGCCUUGUAACAGGAGAUGACUUUGGCAUGGUUAAAUUAUUUGACUUCCCAUGUCCGGAAAAAUUUGCAAAGCACAAAAGGUUCUUGGGUCACUCACCCCAUGUGACAAAUAUUCGAUUUACCAAUGGCGAUCGACAUGUUAUCAGCGCUGGAGGUGAUGAUUGCAGUUUAUUUGUCUGGAAAUGUGUACAUAUGCCUCACUGAAAGAAUGGAUGUUGGGAAGACAACACAUAUUAACAGUCUUUAGAGAUCAGAAUUACAAAGAAGAAAAACAACCAAAACCAAACUCUGCAUGGUCAAGUGGUGCUAACUGCAGACUAACAGGGAGAGAUGCCCAGAAUCAUCAAGACUAGUAGAAGAUUGCUAAGUUCAAAACAUUUGCUAUACACACUGUCCAUAAUUCAUUUACUGCCAGAUAAUUACAUUGAAGGAAGGAUUGAAUACUCGUUGAUAAAAGCCACCCCAUUAUUAUUGAGGAGUGCAAUUUUGGCAAACCUGUUGGGGAGAUGUAGGGUACAGCACUCCUCAAAAGACUCCAAAAUGUAAAAACCCAACUCGGAAAAUUUUCAUCUUCCUUUUAGGAAAACUAUUUCUUUUUUUUUUUUCCAAUUAAGUAUUUUAUUCUUGCAUUUCCAUUUAGAAAGGAAAAGCCACCUCACCCUAAUAGAACAGUUUUCAAAAGGCAAACAUUUUCCCUAUGGAAACAAACACAAGUUUUCCUGGAGAAUGUUUCUCAUACAUUAAUAACUAUAAGGACAUUUCUCCUUGUAGUUUGAAUUGAGGAACAAAUCCAAAGUUAGUAGUGUAUGACUUGCUAUAUUUUCACUUCUAAGCUGUCAAAUCUUUUUGUUUAAAAGCCAUCUCUAUAUUUGAAAUUUUAAGAUUAUAGCCUCAUUAUUAGGAAGGCAGUAUGAUGAACAAUCAUUUCCAGUGGUCUACAGUUUUGGGGUAUUUUUUAAGGUUUUCAGAUAACAAUAGUAUUUAAGUGGAAGAAAGCACUGCAUAUUAAACAUUUGAUUAACAUUAAAUUCACACAAACAUAAUUUAAUAAUUAUUGGUAUAAAACUUUUAUAGCUUUUUCUAUUGGGAAAAUUUUAGUUAGACAUAUUGCCACCCCUCCAUCAGCUAAUUUCCAAAAUAUAUGAACCUAGGUCCAUUUGAAAACUUGUCAGAAUCCCUUCUUAGUGGAUUGAGGUUGAACUUUUAGAUCCACAGUCCUUUUCACUUUAAAUGCUGCCAAAGAUCAGUAAUCACUGUUCAGGAAUUUGCUGUUUUAGUCUAUCUACUGAUUCUUGAAGACUGAAAAUUAAAUAGAGUGCUGCUUAAAAAUAUAUUUUUCUAAAUGUAAAGAAGUUAAAGAUGUACUACUGGUCCUAUAAAUUUUUAAUUUACUGUUAUUUUCUUUUAUAGUAUAAUAGGUAAUAGAAACCCUUAGAUUUCUGGGAUUCCUAGUUUAGUUUGGUAAUACAUAAUGAAGAUUCCCAAUAUCUAUUUUCUGUGGCCAACACUGGGAAUACUAAAAUGACUAAAUUACAUCACAGAAAGCCUAAUCAGUGAUUGAACCUGGUCAGUUUUAAAAGUAAAAUAGCUGUCUCUCAAGGGUUGAAUGAGGGAUUAAAGAAACUUGACACAUAGACUAUAUUCUGUCAUUAUUCACAAUAAAAGAUUGUCCUAGCUGGGUGUGGUAGCACAUAUCUGUAAAUCCCAGUGAUUUGGGAGGAUGAGGCAGGAGGAUUGCAAGUUUUGAGGUCAGCUUCAGCAACUUAGACCCCGUCUCAAAGGCUGGGGAUGUGGCUCAGUGGUUAAGCAUCCCACGCUGGGUUCAAUUCCCAGUACCAAAAAAUAAAUAAAUAAAAUUUCCCUAAACCAAGGAUAGUGGUAUACAACUCCAAUGCAAGCUACUGAGGAGACUGAGGCAGGAGGAUCACAAGUCCAAGGCCAGCCUGGGAAACUCAAAACCCCAUCUCAAAAUUAAAAAAUAAAUAAAUAAGGUUGUGGGGGUAUUGCUCAGUGGAAGCAGUGCUUACCUAGCGUGCACAAGGCCUUGGGGGUUACAUCCCCAGUACCACAAAAGAAAGGGGGGCGGGAUUUCCUAAAUUAAACAAAACUUCAUAUUAAUUCUAUUCAACAUAUUUUAUGAAGAAAUUAAAGGAAAAGGCAUCCGGGGCCAACCUCACGUAAAAAGAAAAUUACUGCAAAUUUGAGCCUGUUGUAGUUUUAAAUUUUCAUUAUUAAGUGUGUCGUUUUGAGGAAGACAAAAAUUUCAAUUCCAUCACAAUAUAGUCAAACUAUAUUCUUAAGGAAGUAAUCUAUAUAGCACAAACUGCUUCCAUUGCAUUUUUGUCCAUCAAAGUGACUAACCUGGUAAGUCAGCCUUAAUCACUUAAUCACUGCUAUGGCAGUUUCCUGACUGAAGGUCACCUUGACUUAAGUGGGCAUCUUACCACCUUGCUGUAUUAGCCAUCAACUAAGGGAAGGUGUAACAUGACCACAUAAAAUCUGCCCUAUAUUUUUUUAGCCUAGAGAAUUAUUUUUGUGUGCAGCAUUUAUGCUCCUGAAUUUACAACUUGAGACUGGUGGCCACUGUAGUCCCAAUUCUUUUAUGUCUAUACAUGCAUGCCAAAGCACAUCACACACUUUGGUAUUAUUUACUUCAUUAUCACCAACCAUCUUCAUCCCCCUUCUGUUUUUAUAGUGGUUCAUUUUAGACUCUGUUAGACCAACCAACAAAUAUUUUAGGGUCAAUUUUAAGCUGCCCACAAACUGAAAGAUAAAUAUUAAAACAAUCAGAUUUUAGCAUGUUAUUUCCAUGUAAAAGAUUUACGCUAAACCACUUAAGCCCUUGUUCUAAUGGAACUAUGAAAACUAGAAACCAUUUAUAAAUGAUAGUUUAAAUAAAUCAUUUAAAAACAAAUUUCUUCUGCAGAGAUGCAAAGCAUCAACACUGAAAUGAACAAAUGCCUUAAAUUCAGUGGAGCACUCUGAGAAUGAAGGGGACUGUCACCUCACCUAGCCUAGCACAGUGGUUGUACCGCCCUUGUGUGCUUUGUUCUUUCAGUGUUUCAAGUCUUCAUUUUGGGAUCUCCACAGCCAAGUGCAGCUCACCAAAUGGUUUAACAACUAGUUGUUUCUUCUCCCAAUGGAAAAACCAAUGAUCACAACAGUAGAAGCCUGGCUUUAUGAUCUUAAAAUGCUUUUUAUAGAUGUGGGUUUAUUAUCCAUCCUUCAAGAAUAUGACUAAGUCAAUCUUUUUUUUUUAAACAGUUAAUUUGGUCCUGAAAACAUCUGAAUCUUUAUUAUCCCAUCUGCAUUAAUUCACUCUUUACUAACCACUUUUUAAGAUUUAAUUUUUAAAAACACUACUAUACAUCAAUAAAAUCAAUUAUCUGUUUGUUAUUUAAUUCUAAAGCAUUGGACACAUCUUGCCUUAACAAUUUUAAAAACCACACACAAAACUCAAUAAAUACAGUAGGCCAAAAGUUUCAUCCUGUCUUGCAGUUUACCCAUCUGAUCUCUGUAAUUAUAUAGCUCUGUCAUUUAAAAAUAUGACUUAAAUCUAAUUUUUACAUUUCAAAAAUGAUCUUCAGUAGUAACCAAGUGUAUUUUCUGUGGAGUUAUUUCUGAGAAUGUUAUUUUUCAGAAUGUGGGAAUAUAUAUUUAUAAUCUGUUUAAAAGUUUGUUUUCUCUGAUCCUAAUGUAUAUACUUGUAAAAAUUUUUGUAUAUUUUGUGACAAUGUAGUUCCCCAAAAAGUUUAUUUAAAAAGUAUGUUAAUAGUAAAUGAAAGUAUUUUAAAGGAAUUGUUCAUA